AACCGACAGAGAAGCAACCUCCUCCUUCGUCUUCUUCUUGCUCCUCCUCCGCCACCGCCAAUUGCCAUGGAGAGAAACGGGAAGAAUCACGGAAUGGUGCGCGUCACUUCCAUCGCCAAGCCAGCGUCCAAGGCCGCGGCCGCGCCGCCCAUCGCCAAGGCGACCGCGAAGCCCACCAACCACCCCAAGUUCACCGGGAAGAUCUGCCGGGGCGCCCGGGGCAAGGAAUCGCGGUCGAUUCCCGAGUCCAAGUCCAGAGACAAAGCCAAGGGCGCCCGGAAGCUCAAAUCUCUCGAUGUCCUCCUCAACCACCGCCUCGUCGCCUGGAGGCUUGUCGAUGCAGGCGCCGUCGCCGACGACGACGGCGAAGAAGGUCGCCGCCACCACUUAUCCGCCACAGAAAUGGUCGAGAAGCUGUACGCUAAUUGCAAUACCUUCCAUGAAUCAUUGACCAUGGAAGAAGAAGAAGAAGAAGAAGAAGAGCGUGACGUUGAAGAAGAGAAAGAAUCCAACGGCGGAGAUGAAGAAAGGGACGAGACUCACGGUGAUGCGGUUGCCGGCGUCUCGUGGGAAUUCGCUGAAGGAGAAGAGUGGUUUCUGGUGGAGGUGUGACGUCAUCUCUUCGUCAUGCGAAGGUUGAAGAAUUGAUGAACAGGGAGAUAUCUUAAAUUAAUAUGCAUUUGUGUGAAUAAACAAAACUUAUGAUUGUGAAUAAAA
Messenger RNA from Zingiber officinale, 717 nucleotides. RefSeq lists its product as uncharacterized. Bases 67 to 612 code for a protein of 181 amino acids. The transcript has a single exon. The record is from RefSeq and is a predicted model, not a curated record. Lineage: Eukaryota; Viridiplantae; Streptophyta; Magnoliopsida; Zingiberales; Zingiberaceae.